This is a messenger RNA of Cuscuta campestris, 2025 nucleotides long. The record is from the annotation of a GenBank genome assembly. NCBI's taxonomy places the organism in Eukaryota, Viridiplantae, Streptophyta, Magnoliopsida, Solanales, Convolvulaceae.
ACACAACAUAUCGUCAUUUUGGUGUUCUCUGUGGUGAUCUUCCACAGAAACGCAGAACGAAGUGGGAAAGAAUGUGGAAAAGAACUUUUCGUCUGUUCUCUACAGAGGCGGAAACCCCAUCCCUCUACUCAUUUCUCCGGCCAUCAAUCUUCUCUCUCAAAACUGCUCACCCGCCGUCCUCCGCCGCCGCAUCGAAACCCGCCGACGCCACUAAAAAAUCCCUAACCCAUGACCAAAAGCCCAAUCUUGAGGCUGCUCUUCAAGCCUCCCUCACCGCCCACCACACUGAUGAGGCCUGGAAAUCAUUCAAGACUCUCUCCAACAGUUCUUAUUUCCCCAGUAAGCCCUUAGCUAAUUCCCUCAUCACCCACUUGUCUUCCCUCUCCGACACUCAAAACCUCAAGAGGGCAUUCGCGUCUGUGGUUUUCUUGAUCGAAAAGAACCCAGAUUUGCUCUCCCAUGAAACAAUUCGACACUUGCUGACUUCCAUGAGGAAUGCCAACACGGCGGCGCCUGCUUUUGCACUGGUCAAGUGUAUGCUCAAGAAUCGAUUUUUUGUUCCUUUUAGCGUAUGGGGGAAUGCCGUUGUUGACAUCAGCAGAAAAACGGGUAAUUUGGCUUCUUACUUGCCCAUCUUUUACGAGAUUUGUUCCGUUUCUAUGGAUGAGCAAUUGUUGUUCUUGAAACCUGAUUUGGCUGCCUGCAAUGCUGCUUUGGAGUGUUGCUGCCGUGAGGUCGAAUCCGUCAUUGAGGCCAAUAAGGUUGUUGAUACAAUGUCAAGGUUGGGUGUUAGGCCAGAUGAAUAUACUUUUGGAUUAUUAGGCUAUUUGUAUGCAAGAAAAGGGCUAAAAGCGAAAAUUGCAGAGCUAGAAGAUCUUAUAACUAGGUUUGCAUUUCCCAGUAGAAACAUAUAUCUUAGCAGUUUGAUUUCUGGAUACAUAAAGUCGGGCGAUUUAGAAUCUGUAACGGCUACGGUCAUACAUAAUUUGGGAGUCAAUGGAGAAGAAGUUACGGCUGAGAAAUCUUUUGGGUAUGGUGUGAUCACUGCUUGUGUUAACCUAGGAUUAUUGGAUAAGGCACACACCAUUCUUGAAGAAAUGAACAUUCAGGGAACUAGUUCAUGUCUCGGCGUCUAUAUCCCAAUACUAAAUGCCUACUGCAAAGAACGGAGAACGGCUGAAGCUACUCAGUUGGUUAUGGAAAUCAGUAGCUCCGGACUCCAGCUAGACGCUGGAAUCUAUGAUUCUCUAAUAGAAGCUUCCAUGUCCUGCCAAGAUUUCCAGUCAGCCUUCUCUCUUUUCAGGGACAUGAGGGAAUCCAGAAUAUCUGACCUCAAAGGUAGUUAUUUAACCAUAAUGACCGGCUUAACCGAAAGCCACCGGCCCGAACUCAUGCUGGCCUUCUUAGAAGAAGUCGUAGAUGACCCGCGGGUCGAAUUGGGUACCCACGACUGGAAUUCCAUCAUCCACGCCUUCUGCAAGGCGGGAAAGAUGGAAGAUGCCAAAAGAACCUUCAGGAGGAUGAGUUUCCUGAGGUUUGAGCCGAAUGGGCAAACAUAUAUCUCUCUGAUCAAUGGGUAUGUGGCUGGGGAGAAGUACUUCAAUGUUCUUCUGCUGUGGACUGAGGUGAAGAGGAUGGUUUCGGUUGAAGGGGAGAGGAGACUGAAACUGGACAACAGUUUGGUGGAAGCUUUUUUGUAUGCUCUGGUGAAAGGAGGGUUCUUUGACGCCGUGAUGCAAGUGGUGGAGAAAUCUCAAGAAAUGAAGAUCUUUGUGGAUAAGUGGAGGUACAAGCAAGCUUUCAUGGAAAAGCAUAAGAAGAUCAGAGUAUCAAAGCUGCGAAAAAGGAACACGAGGAAAAUGGAAGCACUGGUUGCUUUCAAGAACUGGGCUGGUCUUAAUGCUUAAUGGCAUAACUACCCUUAUGGGUUCAAUGAUCCUCCGUAACGCCACAUGAUUGGGAUUUCAUUGAACUUUGAAGUGGUCUCGACCGUUCAUUGACAUAUAGCCACAGUUUACUGGUUUU